Messenger RNA from Chrysochloris asiatica (Cape golden mole), 990 nucleotides. RefSeq names its product forkhead box R1 (gene FOXR1). Gene Ontology annotation, molecular function: sequence-specific double-stranded DNA binding; DNA-binding transcription factor activity. Gene Ontology annotation, cellular component: nucleus. NCBI's taxonomy places the organism in Eukaryota, Metazoa, Chordata, Mammalia, Afrosoricida, Chrysochloridae. The coding region runs from base 1 to 990 and encodes 329 amino acids. Gene Ontology annotation, biological process: regulation of DNA-templated transcription. The record is from RefSeq and is a predicted model, not a curated record. The transcript is spliced from 7 exons.
AUGUUAACUUGGGUGACAGAGAAGGCAAUAUACGAGGAAGUGGACCUCAAAAUUGAUCAUACCGACUUCUGGGACAGCCUCCAUGGCCAAGUCCCAGGGUUAUUGGACUGGGACUUGGGGAAUGAGUGCUUCCUGCGCUGCAUCACCACGCACUUAGCCCCCGCGGAGAAGAACCUUGUCAGAUAUAGAAUCCAGAUAGUUGCGCCCCCAACUCUACCUUUGGCUAUAAAGCCCAAUCCAGAUGGAGAUGGACCCAAUUUUGAGCCCAACCCAUGGAUGUGGGUAAACCCCAAUAUUGUGUACCCCCCUGGAGAGCUGGAGGUCCCAGUGCCUAGAAAGGAGGAAAAGCUGCCGCUCCCCUGCCAUCUGCUGCCCUCAGAAGAGGAAGAUUCCAGCUGCUCAGAUAUCACUGUGGUAGAGCCGCUGCUCCCUGCUUCCAGUGAGCAGUCUCCUCAGAAGAAAUGCUUUGCUUCUUCCCCCAGAAACCAGGAGCUCACAGAAGAGGAGGAGGCUGAGGACCAGGAUGACAGCUCCUCUGUGGCUCUCCCAUCCCCUCACCAAAGGGCCCCCCUCCAGAAUCAGAGGCUUCAGCAAAGCGACAGCCAGGAGGGGCGGCUCUGGCCCAGGCCCCCACUCAAUUACUUCCACCUAAUUGCCCUGGCAUUAAGAAACAGUCCCCCCUGUGGCCUCAACGUGCAACAGAUCUACAAUUUUGCUCGACAGCAUUUCCCUUUUUUCCGGACAGCUCCAGAAGGCUGGAAGAAUACAGUUCGCCACAACCUCUGUUUUCGGGAAAGUUUUGAAAAGGUGCCAGCUAGCAUGCAGGGUGAGGCCAGUACUCGGCCUCGGUCCUGCCUCUGGAGACUGACUGAGGAAGGUCACCAUCGCUUUGAGGAGGAGGCCCACACCUUUGACUCCACACGUCUGGAGCAAAUCCAGCAGUGCAUGAGCCAACCAGGUAUGAUGAACUUCCUCUUUGACUUUCUUUGA